AUGCACAUCAGUGCGACGGCCGCCAUCACACCGCGGUACGUUUCGCUGGGCGGGAGGUAUUGCUCGAUUCGCCGUUCUUCCCCUCUCAAUCCAAGCAGACUCCAGGUCUCCGGCUCAGCCUAUUCCGAGAAUCCACCAAUACAGCCCUCUACCGCAACCCGCAUUGACGCCCACCUAGCCAACCUUAACCGCCUGCUCCUGCGGGAAUCCGUGUCCGAAUCCCUUGUCCCUCUCUCUCAUCCGGACGGAAACGGAAGCGGUGACUGUGAAAGCGGUGUCGGCAGGGCCUUUGUCGAUGAUCUCAACCUCCCCAGUAUCGUCUCAGAGAGGACCACUGAAGCCAUGUCUCCAAGGAGCGUGAACCUUAUUCAGCGCCUCGUUUCCGGCGCACAUCUGUUCUCACAACACAACAUGAUCGGCCGCCGGUGGCGAGACUUGUACGGCGCCAACGUCUGGUCUGGCCUUCUGGACCCACUGGACGAGGACCUCCGUAAACAGAUUGUUCGCUAUGGCGAGUUCGUCCAGGCGGCGUACCACGCCUUUCACGCAGACCUAGAAGCGCUACCCUCCGACCCACGCUACGUCGCCCUCCCGGACCGCUCCUACCGCGUCACAGGUAGCCUCUACGCCACAUCCUCCAUCGAGGCGCCUCGAUGGGUCGACAGCUUGGCGCCGUGGAUGCGGCAGCGCUCAGUUGGAUUGGGUUCGUCGCCGUGUGCGAACGCCAGCGCGAGAUCAGUCGCCUUGGCCGGCGUGACAUCGUCAUCGCACUGCGGGGCACCGCCACAGUCCUAGAAUGCGCUGAGAACUUCCGAGCGACCCUCGUCGAGAUACCCCACAACAAGGAGAACUCACAGAAAGCCGAGCAAUUUCCUGAGCCGAAGGUCGGCUGCGGCUUCUGGAGCCUAUACACGACCGGCUCCGAGAGAAUUCCCAGUCUAAGUGAUGCGGUCCUGAAAGAGGUCAGGAGGCUAAUAAAGCUCUACAAAGGCGAGAAGCUUAGCAUCACCGUCGUGGGUCACAGCCUCGGCGCGGCGUUGGCUGUGCUCGUGGCGGAUGAGCUCAGAGGGUACGGCGCCACCAUGACCCCAGUUGCCGUCUUCUCCUUCGGCGGGCCGCACGUAGGAAAUCUCGGGUUCGCCCAGAGGGUCCGCGCCCGCGGGGCCAAGGUCCUGCGAGUGCUAAACGAACGUGACCUCGUCACGAAGAUGCCCGGAGUUUUCUCUGUCCACAGUAACCCAGCCGAGGAAGACGCCGGCGCCCCCUCCCCGACAAGGCAAAAGUCGCGGCUGCCGGUGGCCGGCGGAAUGAGAACUGCGGUACCGGACAAGUGGCGGGUCGCAGUGGACCGAGCGAUGACUGCGCUUUCGUACUCAGACGUAGGGAGUGAGCUGAGGGUGGACAGCCGGGAGUCACCGUUCCUAAGGCCAGAUGCCGACCCCUAUUGCUGCCACGACCUGGAGGCCUACCUCCACCUGGUAGACGGCUUCCAAAGUUCGCGGUGUCCAUUUCGAUCGGACGCCACGCGCAGCAUCGCGAUGCUGGUUGUGCAGCAGGGCUCAAAUUUAAAGAGGCACUACACCAGUGAGGCCCUGGCUGCGCUGGGGCUGGAGCCGGCGCUCAAGGACGCUGCGACUGGGAAGGGGCGGCUGUCGCCGGAGGGCUACAGCGGUCACCUCGCCAGUUCGUCGUCCAGAGUUUCGGGAGCGAAUUAG
Messenger RNA from Spirodela intermedia, 1715 nucleotides. The record is from the annotation of a GenBank genome assembly. Lineage: Eukaryota; Viridiplantae; Streptophyta; Magnoliopsida; Alismatales; Araceae.